Molecule: messenger RNA, 1473 nt
Organism: Rhipicephalus sanguineus (brown dog tick)
Lineage: Eukaryota; Metazoa; Arthropoda; Arachnida; Ixodida; Ixodidae
Exons: 4
Coding region: 1-1473 (490 amino acids)
Source: RefSeq, a predicted model, not a curated record
AUGCAUGGGGGCUUUGAGGCACACCACUUCGACGGCGCGGCUCGGGCGUGCACAAACCUGCCCUCCGCCCGAGAUCGCGAGGCACAGCGCUUCUGUGAUGUAGCUGUGCCCUUCACCAACGUGCCCUCUCUCGGGCAUCGAGCUCAUCUGGGGCACCAGCUCGAUGGGGCUUCGGUGCCCUCGAGCCCCACGACACAAACCCUCUCGGGCUGCCCUGAAACUGACGUCGGACGCCGGUUCUGCACUCCACUGCUGGUCUCCGCUUCUGCGCCGACACCAGCUCCUGUCGUGCUUCACACGCCUACGGUGCAGGCGCCGGAAGAACCCAAGGCAUCCAUCGCUGUGCUCGAUGACCAGUUUCAUGAGGGACACAACCUCGACGCUGAAGACACUCGCAGCAACCUCUCCAACGAGAGCAACGCGGAAGGCCGCGCGGCAGACGACACCGGCCGCGAGCAGGGUUUUCCGCCAAGGAUCUCGAAUUCCGCGACGUUACCAGAGACCACGACCACUUUCGCGCAGGUGCCAGCACCUCUGGUGUCUGGCGCGCCUUUCGCGAGUGUACCGGAAGAUCUCAUGUCACGCACCACUGUGCUUACAGAUCAACCGGAGCCGCUUCCAGAGCAUUCCUUGACCAAAUGCGCGCCACAUAACUUCACAAGGGACGAGCGCGAGAAUGUGGCCCUGUGGAUAAUCCCAGAGCUCAUUGAAAUACGAUCUUCUUUCCCAAAGAAACCUGCACUAGAGCCCCCAGCCAAGGAACCCGGUGUCUGUUCUCGGAUGCUGUUCCGGCAAGCUUCUUUGGCCGUGCCGCGUCCGCCGCUUACUCCGCGACACAGCCGAAGCCCACCGCCAGAUGUAUGUAUGGCAGCUGUCCACAAAAAGUUGCUGAGUGGCCGAGACCCACCACCGCGAUACAGUCGGUCUCGUCCUCCAGAUCCACCGCCCCCGGCUGGAGUAGCCUGUGCUGCUCCGCCACCUCCCAAAGAGGGCCAGCAGACUCGCGAGCGUGCCGGACCCCAGGCCACUGCAAGCGCAGUUAGGCCAGAAGCUGCCACGAACGUGCCUGCUGAGCGGGCACUACCCACCACCUCGGAAGAGGUGAUGGAUACAACUAACACUCCCCCGGCGUCUCAGACGCCAAAGGAACGGCGCAGCUCUUUGGAGCGCUACUCUACUGUGCUCAUCGGCGAUGAAACGCGGACCAGUUGGAUACCUGCCAAGUCCUGCGCGUCAGCGGCGGCCGCGUCCAGGAAGCGGACGGGCCCUUACUGCGACUAUGACAGCGAGGAUGUCCACUCACUGACAGGUGAGGGGUCAUCUGAUGACGACUUCGAACUUGUAUCAAGCCGAAAGGCGAAGAGGCGCAACACCAGGCCAUCUUCGUACCCGAACGUACCAAAUGAAGAAGCGCCGCGAAGGCCCGAGGCCAACACCAUCAUCUUCUUCCUGCUGUCCCCAACGGCAACAUGA